AUGGAGCUAGACAACCAGCGGCAGCGCAUGCUGAGCUUCAUCUCGCACACCGAGGAGAUGAACAAACUCAGACGCUCCCUCUCGAGCCCCGCCGACAAUGAGCGGCAGACGGGCGCCGAAUCCGUCAACGCCAGCGCUGGACACGAUCGUUCCAAUGCAUCGACCCUUCCCGCGCCGUUACCCAGGUCAGAGUACGCGAACCACGCCUACUCGAUAGGCGACAACAUUGUAGGGGUGGACUUUUACAUCGCCUGCGACCAGGGCGACCUCGCCGACGUCACGGCAUUCGUCCAACACAACACUCCCUCUCGCGCAGUACUACAGUACGGCCUAGAGCACGCCUCCUUUGGGGGACAGGCCGAAGUCGCCCGCUUCCUCCUAGCCAAUGGCGCGAGCCUCCACAGCAACGUCUUCGCAAGGCUCGAGCCCCAGAAAUUCGGCAACAUAUCCACCUUUGAAAGACAUCCGCGGGGCCCCGAUCUCCCAGCCCAAGACAUCACCAGGGCCCUCGAGGUCGCCGUGGGCAGCUACGACAUGACCAUCGUGCAAAAACUCCUAGACCAUGGCGCCAACCCCCACUACGCCACCCUCAGCCUACACCUUCUCUCUCAAAACCACGAUCCCUCUAACCCAUACCUCGCCCGGGUCCCAGUACCAUUUUCGCGACGGAAACCCGUGGCAGAGUACCUCCUCACCGUGGACGGCGUGCAAGUCGACGAGAAAAGGGACAUACCCCUGCGAUUCGACCCGCAGGUGGCGACCAACGUCGUGUUCAAUCCGGCCGCUACCCAAAGUUGCACGCCCUUGGACGCGGCGCUGCAGAACAAGGACUGGGAUUUUGCGGAAUGGCUCCUGGAUCACGGGGGUGCGCGCGACAAACUCGGCGCGCUCGAUCCGCGGACGGGGCAGCCGGCGACGCUAGCCUCCCAACAGUAA
This is a messenger RNA of Parascedosporium putredinis, 936 nucleotides long. Lineage: Eukaryota; Fungi; Ascomycota; Sordariomycetes; Microascales; Microascaceae. The record is from the annotation of a GenBank genome assembly.